This is a messenger RNA of Acytostelium subglobosum LB1, 495 nucleotides long. RefSeq lists its product as hypothetical. NCBI's taxonomy places the organism in Eukaryota, Evosea, Eumycetozoa, Acytosteliales, Acytosteliaceae. Bases 1 to 495 code for a protein of 164 amino acids. The transcript has a single exon. The record is from RefSeq and is a predicted model, not a curated record.
AUGGAACAAGUUGAGGAACAAAUAAUAUAUGCUGCUGAACUGGAUGCAGAGUUGGAGCAACCAAAGAUAAUUGAACAUGAAUUCAACGAGGAUGAAGUUUUUCAACAACAUCAACAACAACCUGCUGAUGCGCCACAAAUAGAGAAUGAGCUCAAGGAGCAAGUGGAAGUGGAUGAGGAGGAAGAGGAAGAAGAAGAGGAAGAGGAUGAACAACCAGAAGUACAACAGCAACAACAAUCUGAUAAAGUUGAUAUUGUCAAGGAGAUUGAAGAUGUGAUAGUGGAAGAACAUGUUCAAGAUAUUGUUGUUGAUGAGUGUCACUCAAAGAAACGUGCAUUGGAUGUUGUUGAGGAGGCGGAGGAUGAUGAUGUCGAGGUUGAAGACAAAGAUGAGUUGGAAUUGAAGAAGCGUAGAUACACCAAUGGUGAAGCUUCAAGUGGAGACAACAUCAUCAACAACAGUUCUGUUUCAAUCCAAGUGGAUCAAUCAAUUUAA